Messenger RNA from Drosophila gunungcola (fruit fly), 998 nucleotides. RefSeq lists its product as uncharacterized. The transcript has 4 exons. The record is from RefSeq and is a predicted model, not a curated record. The coding region runs from base 100 to 657 and encodes 185 amino acids. NCBI's taxonomy places the organism in Eukaryota, Metazoa, Arthropoda, Insecta, Diptera, Drosophilidae.
GCGUUUUGAAUUUUGUGUGGUUCAGUCGAGCGUUUAUAAUUUUCGGCAGCAGUAACAAUUAAAACCAACGACCGAUUGGAGCGGCGUUUAACGCACAGGAUGGCGCAAAUCAGGAGGAGUUCUCGGCCGCGGCUGCAACUAUAUAUAUUCCUGGGCCUGCUGGCAACGGUGUUUGCUUCAUUUCCAGGAGGACAAACAGGAACAGCGGAAGGUGAAUCAAGAAUGGAUGCUCUAGGACUCACACCGGGCCAAAAAGUCCUGGCUGCAGUGCCCGCAUCAGCACACACAAGUUUUUUGUUGUACCAAUUAGCCUUGGCCAUAAAUUCAGCCGCCGGCCUGGAACCGCCGACGUUGCAGGAAGUGGAGGUGGUCGAUGUGGUGGAGAACCAGGAGCAGUUCCUGCUGAACCCGGAUCCCAACUGGCUGGCCGCCAUGGCCAAUGAGUUUCAGAGUGUGCCGGUGUAUGAGACUUUUCCUGCCGAUUUGCAGAAUUGGCUGACGGAUGGCUAUGGAAUCAGUGCCACGGAUGUCUUCCAUAGCUGGAGCAGAGCCCAAUUCGGCGGAAGGAGCAGUUCCCGCACCCCUCAACUUAUCUGCACCGCCGAUGGACAUUGCUACGAGGUCAACAAAAUCGUCACCGCAUGCUGUCCAUUUUGAGCACCCAAUAAAUGCAUUAAAAACAAUCGAAGGAAAUCAUAAAUUUGGCGCACACACUCAGUGGACACAAUCCAAUCGAUUGACAGAGAGUUCCGGCAUUGUCCGCAAUGAGACCAUUAAAUACCGACGCUCUUGUGGCCGACCACGUGGUCAAUGGUCGUUGGUCGGUGCAUCUGUUGGCCAGAUUGGGGGAAUGGGGUCCGUAAUCGAAAACGGAAGCUGCCAACUGCACUGAAGGCUUUUUUGUGAGACGAGUAGUUCAGUUAACUAACAGAGAUUUUUCGUCAUGCGAGCGGGUUCAUUAUUAAGGUUUAAGAAUAUCUGUUAUCCGUGAGUUACUA